Molecule: messenger RNA, 349 nt
Organism: Sphaeroforma arctica JP610
Lineage: Eukaryota; Ichthyosporea; Ichthyophonida
Exons: 1
Source: RefSeq, a predicted model, not a curated record
AUGUCUUAUGGAUCCUCAAAGGCAAUUGUCGUGCGAGACAACAAACCCACCGAAAAAUCAUCUAAAAUCAACAGACCCAUUCCUGUUUCCUUAGAUACCACCGCCAACCCCAAUCCCAAUCCGAAUCCCGAUAAACCGAGCCAAUCUGAUGCAGCGCAGCAGUUGGAGAUCAUAGACCUAUUGGUAGAGUUCGGCGUAGACUUGCGAACUCGUACUAAAAAUAGACAGACCAUCAUGCACGUGGCCGCACGCGUAGGCCAUUCGCAGAUGAUACGACACAUCGCCGCGCUGGUGCGACGGAUAGUCCCACCCCCGCCCAGGAAUAAAGUCAAACAGGCCAAGCGUGAAG